AUGACUGUCUUCUAUUCUUUAGCGCAUCCGGAUAAGUGCAUCCUGGAGAACGUUCGUACAAUCGACUCGCUCACAGAAUCAUGCCAAGGUGCGCUUCGCGACUUCUACACCUGCUUAAUACCAGGCUGUCCAAACCAUCUUCCAUUUAAUGGAGUCAAUGUCCCAAGCCUUUUCAACUUUGCUGAACCCGCCUUGAACCAACCGACCCAUCUCCGAACUGCAAGGCCCUCUCAUAAUGUCUCUUUAUCUAGUCGAUCCGAUCUGGUUUGGAUUAUUUUCCCAACAGAUUUAUUUUCCUGGCACCUGACUAAUGGUCGCUUGGUAUUGCUUGCUCAUGCCGGGGACCAAAACUGUCGCUUAUUAGACUCUAGCUCUGCUACCGGCCUAACGUUAUACAGACCGUCCGUACCAAGUGGGCUUUCCGCUAACCAACAAUAUUAUACUGGAAAUACUUGCCAUGACGAUGUGUAUGAUUCUGUCACGAUUAAUAAUGGAGAUUCUUCAGAAUAUGUUAAAGAAAAUGAUAAUGAUGAUAAUGAAUAUGAUGAAACACCAGAGGAUAGUGAUGUCUUUGAUACAAGCCCAUGGAAUUCUGUUUUGUCAUCCCCCCAAAUAUAUCAGACCAAUAAGGACAUUUACAGACAAAAUUCGUGUGUUUAUUUCGCUGACCUGCCUCCCUCGUUCAGGGUGAUGGAAGGGUGUCAUCGACCGCUGCGACAACGAAAGUUCUGCCAGGCCUCUAAUACCUCUAACCCUGGUCCAUCAAGGUCUCCAUUAUUCCUAAUCAGGUUCGCCUGUGCAUCUUCAGUUGUCUAG
Protopolystoma xenopodis is the source of this 816-nucleotide messenger RNA. Lineage: Eukaryota; Metazoa; Platyhelminthes; Monogenea; Polystomatidea; Polystomatidae. The record is from the annotation of a GenBank genome assembly.